Messenger RNA from Pediculus humanus corporis (human body louse), 2493 nucleotides. Its product is annotated as elongation factor, putative. Gene Ontology annotation, cellular component: cytosol; ribonucleoprotein complex. The coding region runs from base 1 to 2493 and encodes 830 amino acids. Gene Ontology annotation, biological process: translational elongation. The record is from RefSeq and is a predicted model, not a curated record. The transcript is spliced from 14 exons. NCBI's taxonomy places the organism in Eukaryota, Metazoa, Arthropoda, Insecta, Psocodea, Pediculidae. Gene Ontology annotation, molecular function: ribosome binding; translation elongation factor activity; GTP binding.
AUGAUGGACAAAAAGCGGAAUAUCCGUAAUAUGUCCGUCAUAGCUCACGUAGAUCAUGGAAAGUCGACACUUACGGAUUCCCUGGUUUCCAAAGCUGGUAUCAUUGCCAGUGCGAAGGCAGGUGAAACACGUUUUACUGACACUAGAAAAGAUGAACAAGAACGUUGUAUUACCAUUAAAUCAACAGCUAUUUCUAUGUUUUUUGAACUUCAAGAUAAGGAUUUGGUAUUUAUUACAAAUCCAGAUCAAAGAGACAAGGGAGAGAAAGGGUUUUUAAUUAAUCUUAUUGAUUCACCUGGGCAUGUUGAUUUUUCAAGUGAAGUAACAGCUGCUCUUAGAGUAACUGAUGGAGCCCUUGUUGUUGUUGACUGUGUCUCUGGGGUAUGUGUUCAAACUGAAACUGUACUUCGUCAAGCCAUUGCUGAAAGAAUUAAGCCUGUUUUGUUUAUGAACAAAAUGGAUCGAGCUUUGUUGGAACUACAGUUGGAAGCUGAAGAACUUUAUCAAACAUUUCAAAGAAUUGUAGAAAAUGUGAAUGUUAUUAUUGCUACCUACAGUGAUGAUUCAGGGCCAAUGGGUGAAAUUAGAGUAGAUCCUAGCAAGGGAAGUGUCGGAUUUGGUUCAGGUUUACACGGAUGGGCUUUCACCUUGAAGCAGUUUGCUGAAAUGUACUCAGAAAAGUUUAAAAUUGAUGUAGUCAAAUUAAUGAACAGGUUAAACGGCCAACUGAAACUAUUGUGGGGUGAAAAUUUUUACAACAUGAAAGACAAGAAAUGGGCUAAACAAAAAGAUGAAAAUAACAAGCGUUCUUUUGUCUUGUACAUUCUUGAUCCUAUUUACAAGAUGUUUGAUUCUAUAAUGAAUUAUAAAAAAGAAGAAUGUGCAACUCUUUUGCAAAAAUUGAAUAUCGAGUUAAAACAUGAAGACAAGGACAAGGACGGAAAAGCUUUGUUAAAGGUUGUAAUGAGAGCUUGGCUCCCAGCUGGAGAAGCUUUGCUUCAAAUGAUAGCCAUUCACUUACCUUCCCCAGUCGUCGCUCAAAAGUACAGAAUGGAAAUGUUGUAUGAAGGACCACAUGAUGAUGAAGCUGCUAUUGGAAUUAAGAAUUGCGAUCCUAAUGCUGCUUUGAUGAUGUACGUUUCUAAAAUGGUGCCUACAUCUGAUAAAGGAAGAUUUUAUGCUUUCGGUCGUGUCUUCGCUGGUAAAGUUUCCACUGGAAUGAAAGCUAGAAUUAUGGGUCCUAAUUACACUCCCGGCAAAAAAGAAGAUUUGUACGAAAAAGCUAUUCAACGAACAAUUUUGAUGAUGGGUCGUUAUGUCGAAGCCAUUGAAGAUGUACCAUGUGGAAAUAUUUGUGGUUUAGUUGGAGUAGAUCAAUUUUUGGUUAAAACUGGAACAAUUACAACUUUCAAGGACGCUCACAACAUGCGGGUCAUGAAGUUUAGCGUUUCGCCUGUAGUGCGCGUGGCAGUUGAACCGAAAAAUCCUGCCGAUUUACCCAAAUUGGUCGAAGGUUUGAAACGUCUGUCUAAAUCUGAUCCUAUGGUUCAGUGUAUUAUUGAAGAAUCCGGAGAACACAUCGUUGCUGGAGCUGGUGAAUUGCAUUUGGAAAUUUGUCUAAAAGAUUUGGAAGAAGACCAUGCUUGCAUCCCGAUCAAAAAGUCAGAUCCAGUUGUAUCUUAUCGUGAAACAGUUUCGGAAGAAUCCGAUCAAAUGUGUUUAUCGAAAUCUCCAAAUAAACACAAUCGUUUAUUCAUGAAGGCUCAACCAAUGCCAGACGAACCUCUAUCUUUAUGUUCAAUUGGAGAAGUCAAUCCUCGAGAUGAUUUUAAAGUUCGUGCUAGAUACUUGGGUGAAAAAUACGAUUACGAUGUUACAGAAGCUCGUAAGAUUUGGGCUUUUGGGCCAGACGGUAAUGGACCAAACUUGUUGCUUGAUUGUACUAAGGGAGUUCAAUAUUUAAACGAAAUCAAGGAUUCAGUUGGUGUUUUAUCGGAAGAAAAUUUAAGAGGUGUUAGAUUUAACAUUUACGAUGUUACACUUCACACGGAUGCUAUCCACAGAGGAGGUGGUCAAAUUAUUCCUACGACUAGACGUUGUCUUUAUGCUUGCUUAUUAACUGCACAACCUCGUAUUAUGGAACCUGUAUACCUUUGUGAAAUUCAGUGCCCUGAAGUGGCUGUAGGAGGUAUUUACGGUGUGCUCAACAGAAGAAGAGGUCACGUAUUUGAAGAACAACAAGUAGCAGGUACCCCAAUGUUUGUGGUCAAAGCUUACCUCCCUGUCAAUGAGUCGUUUGGUUUCACAGCUGAUUUGAGAAGUAAUACAGGAGGACAAGCUUUCCCACAAUGUGUAUUUGAUCACUGGCAAAUUUUACCAGGUGAUCCAUUGGAUGGUGGAUCAAAACCUUACAACGUUGUCCAAGAAACAAGAAAACGAAAGGGGCUUAAAGAAGGCUUACCAGAUUUGACACAAUAUUUGGAUAAAUUGUAA